Vespula pensylvanica (western yellowjacket) is the source of this 4492-nucleotide messenger RNA. RefSeq lists its product as uncharacterized. The coding region runs from base 557 to 3289 and encodes 910 amino acids. The record is from RefSeq and is a predicted model, not a curated record. Lineage: Eukaryota; Metazoa; Arthropoda; Insecta; Hymenoptera; Vespidae. Gene Ontology annotation, molecular function: protein binding. The transcript is spliced from 8 exons.
CAUUUCCCCCACCCAAACGCCACUUGGACACACGUGCGCGAUGUCGCUAGCAGCGCCAUCGUGGCCGGUUGAGUUCCUUCGAUUCAGCAGUUUCGACGAAGUCGUGACGCGCUUCGGAUCGUUCCUUCGUACUUAAUUCUAAGGAAAAACCAAACGAUUACAUAUCGUCGAUCUUUAGCUUGCUUAGAUCAUUUAUCAUUCGGACAACGUUUAUUUUAACUGUGCGGCAGAGAUCGUUCUAUCAUCGAAAAGAAAAAUAAAAAGAGAAGAGUUAUUUAGAUCGGAGCAUGCGUUAGUUCUCGUCGAGACCCCUCAAGGAUUCUUUCGACCCGAAGUCGAAGCGGUCUCCUUCGAUCGAUGUCUCGUAGAAAGUAAAAUCACGAGCGUGAGCGUGUCGAGUACUUGUCUGACAUACAUUCGGCCAAUUCGUAUGUACGUACGUCCUCGAGAAACUUUUUGAAAGGAUCUUUCGUCGAGUCCAGACGAGUUUACCAAUUUGGUCAAAAAAUCGAUUCAGUCGUUCUUCACUCUGGGAAUAUCUUAAGAAUACGUCAAAAUGCGUUUAUUCAAAAGACAAGCAUCGGAUACCUGUCCUCAGCUGGUAUCAGCUACACCGAUAUCGCAAGAUGAAACAUCCGAGACAGUGGUCGCAAAUGGCACUACUAUCGAGCAGAAUGAAAAGUCCUUGGUUGUUGAUAAGAAAGAUUCAUCGAAGAGACUCGAUAGGGAUGGCGGAGAAUCUGGAGAGUCUGAGAAAAGUGUACCUGGGCAAUCGUUCAUGAUAACUCGUAAAGGUAUUUCAACAUGGGGUCGGAAAGUAGGCCGAAGGUUAGAUCAAUUGAAGAGAUCGGAAAGUUCGGAGUUACUUUCGGUUUCGGGUAGAAGACGUCGCUGGAGUCCAAAUCGAAAGAGAUACGAAGAUAGCUUGGAGGAAAAGGAAAAUGGAUCGAACGAACAUACCUUUCCGGAAUUCCCCAAGCCAAAAAGAGUCUCCAGAGUGGAAUCCUUGAAGAAUCUAUUCCGGUCGACAGAGAGAAGUAACUUUUUAAGUUCGACUUCAACCUCGAGAAACGUGACGAUCCACGAGGAGAGCCAUUAUCCUAUGGAGAAAGCUCUUAGCGAGGGAGCCAUUAAAAACGUAGCUACGUUUCAAGUCAAGUCUGAGAAUAAUAACGAAGAAAGAUUAAGGGGGACUCUGCUUCAAGAGAAACAGCGACGACUCAGUCGUAGCAUUCACGAUCUUCAGGAACAGGAACGCGUCAUCGACUUUAUUCUAAUGAAUCAGCAGGUGUUAAAGACUCAAGAGGGAACAGCAUUGGUAAAGGAGACUUUGAGUAAGCUGGAGAAGGCUAGUAGUUCAAAGGAUACGUCGGAAUACUCUUCGUCGACGUCUAGGAUUAAUAGAAGGAGCGAUGUCUUAUUGAAAACGAGUACACUUAGUCGAACGGAGAGUAGGAAUCUUUUCGGUAACAUCAAUGAACGGGAUAGUUUUAGGAACGAUCAACAAAGAUCUUGUCCCUUGACCGGUUUGGAGGAUCUUAUGAGCAAUCUUCGUCUAGGUUGCGACGAGAGUGGUUACGAUUCUGAUAGCACACGGGCAGGUGCUGAUUCUCCUGACAGUGAACAAUGCGUUCAGAGAAUGACGAAGCCUCGUAGCUUCUCGAUAACUUCCGACGAUUAUCAUGGUAUCGAUCUAUCGUUGCCACCCAUUAUCAACCAAGUUGAACCUUCGAAGGAUACCGAAGAUUCCGAGAAUGGUAACGAUACCGUCGUGGAGGCACGUCAUUUCUUGAACGAUUCUAACAAGACUGAAUCGACCUUGGUCAUGUCCGAACACGACGAUGACACCGACAGUUGCGACGAGGACACUUUCGAGGAUUACGAACAAUGCACCAAAUUAAAUUUCUUCGACAACUCUAACGGUAGAAACGAUUCAAAGAUGGACUCGAGUCGAUACUCGAAGAUAUUUCCAACGACUUCGAAGAACGUUUCGGCUGUUUCUCAGGCGAAUAAGAUGGUUCAGAAUUCAUUGAUACAAACGAAACCCGUAACUACUUCUUCUUCUUCGAGGAAUCGUAAAUUUGGAAGCGCCAGCGUGUUGACUCUUCUCGAUAACGCUUCGUCUCCUUGCAAGGACAGUCCACCGGCAACGAAGGUUAAUUCGUCGACGUUGUUAUUGAAGAGUCCGAUUCAAUAUUAUAGUCCUAAGAGAUCUCGUUCUGCUUUGGAGGCCGAAACAUCUUCAGACGAAUCGAUCAAUAGGAUCAAUAAGGUUAAGAGAAUAGUUUUCGCUGAUAAUCCACGAUCGAUAACAACUUCGACGCCGGCUAAGUCAACUUUGGUACGUCGAGAAUUGAAGACCAUGAAACUCAGCGUUGAAAGAUCAGGCAAUCUUGGUAUCUCCGUUGAAAGACGAGAAGCUGUCAGACCGUUUUACGUGAUAUCAAAAUUAGAUUCGAACGGCGAAGCAGCUAAAUCUAAAUUAUUCCGAAUCGGCGACGAGAUCGUCCGAGUUAGUGGUCGCAGAUUACGUGGGAUGACAAUAGCCGAGGCUAGAAACGCAUUACGUAAUUGUGUAGGAAACGUCGAGCUACAAAUCGCUAGAGAACCAACUUUCGCAUUUGGCGAAGAGAUCGGUGAUACUUGGGCCGAUUUAGACAGAGUCCCUCGUGCUCGAAACGAUUCCGACGCGUGGACGUUACAAGAGAGUAAAUCUGACCCUGGAGUUACCACCUUAUCCAAAAUUGAAUCCUCUCAUGAUGAUCAUCGAUCGAAGAACGAAGAGGCUCCAACAAAGCGACCCAAAAGUGAAUUAUCAAUUAACGACGCGAGAGACGAUACCGGUAGAAAGAUGACUGGUAUGAGGAAAUUUCAAGUUAUCAAGAAACGUACUUCGCAUCCGGUUUGUUAUCCGAGAAGAGUAUCGAGCCUUUCGAAAGAUUUAUUGACCGUGACCUUGGAAAAAGGAGCUACGAAGAAACUUGGUUUCUCGAUCGUUGGAGGAUCCGAUAGCAAGAAGGGUUACAUGGGUAUUUUCGUAAAGGAUAUUAUGGAAGGUGGUCAGGCAGCUGAGGAAGGUACACUUAGGGUCGGUGAUGAGAUCUUAGCGAUUAAUGGCAUACCAAUGGACGGGGCAACCCACACGAAGGCCCUGCAGACUUUCAAGAAUGCCAAACCGGGCAAAAUGAUUCUCUGCAUCGGACGAAGGGAUCCAACGAAUAAACGGUACAUAACUCAAUCGAAGUCUUGCGAUUGUUUAAGUAAAUUAACGGAGGAUGGAUACGAAUGAAGAUGUGCUACAGAAAAAAAAUAUUUUUAUAUACAUAUAUAUAUAUAUAUAUAAUUUAUAUUUUCUUAGGUAAUAUUAACGAAGACGGAUAGGUUCCCUUAAUUAUUUAAGAUCGGAGGUGUUUACAUCUUGUAUUAUUCUCGAUUAACGUGGAUCGGUCAAAUUUCUUAUCGAACUUUGUGUUAGGAGAUGUUCAAAGAAGGUUCAGAUUCUCUAUGUGUAUGUAUAUAUGUAUGUAUAAAACUCAUAGGAUGUUUUUUCUUUUCUUUCGUUAUUUAUCAAAUAUAUUCGAGGAGUAUUCAUUGCUUGUUCUUUUAUGCAAUUGCUUUGACGAUUAGUGUUUAUUAUUUUGGAUUGUUCUCAAAUCAAUCCUCGUUAUUAUCGUUUUUGUGUAAAGAUGCGUUAUUUAAAAAAAACUCAAGUAGCUCUAAAUUUGUUCUACUUGAUUUGUUUUGUGAUAUCAUUUAAUUGUCCUCGUUGACAGUGAUUCUCUUCGAUUAAUUUCAUUUGUUUGACAUUAUUCGUCUAUCAUAAACGAUCGUUUCGCAAGAAUACUCAAAGAAAAAAUAUCCAGAGUCAUGGAUUCGCUUAGUUAAUUCGUAUGAAUCGCUAGUUUUGUCUUGAUGAAUUUAUUCAGCAUUAUUGUAAAGUGAUAAGAAAUGUACACACACACACACACACACACAUAUAUAUGUAUGUAUGUAUAUGUAUAUAUAUCAUUAACACAAGAUAAGUUUUAUUAUUCCAUUAUGCGGCUUUGAAUCAUGUAAAGUACAUGAUAGUUGUUCAUUUGUGCGUUCGAAGAAAUAGAAAGUUAAAAACAAGGACAUCAUUACAUUCAACGUAGUCAUUUCCUGUUAGAAAUAACACGCUAACACUUUGGAUCAUGACGUAUUAACAUAACGCACUUUUUCACAUAUAGUUUAACGUAUGUUUCAUUAUCAGAAACAUAAUCUUCGUUUAAACUAAAGAACAGAGCCAGCCGCAUUUUAAUAAUCUCGACGAAGGUAUACCGAUGACUUACUUUGUACUUAUUUACAAUCUAAUUUUGGUCGUAUUAAUAUAUAGAGAUUUUUAAGCUACCGAGACCGACAUUUAGAAUGUCUACCUGAUAAAAUGCUGUGAUAUAUCGAUUGUAGUCGAAUUAGUUGAUAUCGUACAAAUUGUAUUUAAUAAUAAAAAAUGAUUUUGUUGAGAGACGUA